Molecule: messenger RNA, 1606 nt
Organism: Thunnus maccoyii (southern bluefin tuna)
Lineage: Eukaryota; Metazoa; Chordata; Actinopteri; Scombriformes; Scombridae
Gene: otc
Product: ornithine transcarbamylase
Exons: 10
Coding region: 124-1194 (356 amino acids)
Biological process (GO): L-citrulline biosynthetic process
Cellular component (GO): mitochondrion
Molecular function (GO): ornithine carbamoyltransferase activity; amino acid binding
Source: RefSeq, a predicted model, not a curated record
CGUCAUUGGUAUCCAUGCCCUGGCUGCACGUUAUCUGUGUCUGAGCUGUGAAUGAAGGCUGCGCUCUCUGAUGAAUUAAUCACACAACAUUACGCCUCCCUUUAAUUUACCUCCAGGGCUGCAAUGUCAACCAAACUGUUCACCGCGAACAGUCCCGUUUUCAAAUGUUUGAAAACUUUUUAUAACACUCAGGCGCAAGGGUUUAGAACUGGAGCUGCUUCCUUUGGUUCGGUUAAUUUAAAGGGCCGCAGUUGUCUUACUCUGAAAGACUUCAGCUCAGAUGAAAUCAAGAAGCUUUUGUGGGUGUCAGGAGAUCUGAAACAUCGGAUCAAACGUGAAAAACAGUAUCUUCCUCUUCUACAAGGAAAGUCCAUUGCUAUGAUAUUUGAGAAGAGGAGCACCAGAACAAGAAUGUCCACAGAAACAGGCUUUGCUCUGCUGGGUGGACACCCCUGUUUCCUCACCUCCCAGGACAUCCAUCUGGGAGUGAAUGAGAGUUGCAAAGACACAGCAAGGGUUCUCUCAGGACUAUGCGAUAUCGUCUUGGCACGAGUGUACAGCCACUCCACGCUGGAGGAGCUGGAUAAGGAGGCUUCCAUCCCCAUCAUUAAUGGCCUGUCUGACCUCUACCACCCGAUACAGAUUCUGGCUGACUUCCUCACCUUACAGGAGCAUUAUGGUUCCCUUAGUGGACUGACGGUGAGCUGGAUUGGAGAUGGGAACAACGUCCUCCACUCCUUCAUGAUGACUGCAGCCAAACUGGGAGUUCAUCUUAAGGUUGCUACACCUAAGGGGUACGAGCCAGAAACAAGUGUUAUUCAAGAGGCACAGAGACUCUCUAAACUGCAUGGUACCCAGCUUCUUCUGACCUCUGACCCGAUGGAGGCAGCUCAAGGCAGCAAUGUUUUGGUCACUGACACCUGGGUCAGCAUGGGACAGGAGGAGGAGAAGAAAAAGAGGCUCAAAGACUUCCACGGUUAUCAGAUUACAAUGAAGACAGGAAGUGUGGCCAAACCAGACUGGACCUUCCUGCAUUGUCUCCCCCGGAAAAUGGAGGAGGUGGAUGACGAGGUUUUCUACUCAUCCCGCUCCCUUGUCUUCCCUGAGGCUGAGAACAGGAAGUGGACAAUCAUGGGUCUGAUGGUGUCUCUUCUGACCGACUACACUCCACAAACACCAAUGCUUAAGUUUUAACUUCAAGUCUUAAGGUGGAAUUAUAACUGUGUGUCCCGAGACCCUGUCAUGCUUCAGUUACAUACCUCAAAGUUGUUAUAUUCACAUUCUCUCAUUUUACUUCUUAUAUAGAUCAACAAUGGGAUAGUUUUCAUUGUCUCAAUGCUAAAUAGACAGUUCAAAGUAAUUUGUUCAUACUGUAUGUUCCUGGUUUGAUUCCAGCCGGAUUCAAACUACUGCAUUACCACGACAUGUUAAAGAUGCUUUUUUAGCAAUAGGGCUGAAAAUGGACAAAAACACACUACUUAAAAUAUCUUUAAGCGAGUGACCAAUGUGUUAUUAGAUUAAUAUGCCUUCCAUUUGGUUAAACAAAGACUUUUUAAAACCUUUUUAAGUAUGUAGUGUAUACAAAUAAACCAAUGUGUGCCUUUUA